This is a messenger RNA of Styela clava, 1193 nucleotides long. The record is from RefSeq and is a predicted model, not a curated record. Lineage: Eukaryota; Metazoa; Chordata; Ascidiacea; Stolidobranchia; Styelidae.
UAAAUAUGAAAUAUGGAAUGAUCAUUUUAGGAGAUCCGCAAUCGGAAAAUGACGUUCGGCUCGCGACCAAAGAAAUCGUGAAACGUUUGAUGGCAAGGCGAAAGUCUGAUUGGAUGAUGCGGUUACAACGUCUAUCGUCCUCCAAGUUAGUGUUCCAAAAAUGUUCUUCGGUCGUCAAAAAACAGCAAGAUCUAUUGUGAGAAAAAUGAAAAAGAGUUUUCACAGAAUGACUUUGAGACAGAAGGCAGAGAACAUAAUUGCUAUAAAAUCUUUGUGUAUGAAUGAAAGAAACAUCGGUGGAAUAGAUCCCGUGAAAAACGUAUCUGAAGAACUGAAACUACAAUUUCCAAAUAACAAUCGUUUUCCGGCUGUUGGAUACGGAAUGUUUUCCAUUGGGAUUGGUUCGGUCUGUGUUAGUGGAUAUCCGAUUGAAAAUUGGUUGUUUGAAAAAUUCAUAUCUGGACAAAAUGAUGACGGAAGUUUCGGAGAUUCAAACUAUCUCAUGAAUACUAUUAUGCUACUUGCGCCUACGGGUUGCUUGCGCCUGAUGCAAAAUCCAGCUUACAACGUCACAAAACUCGAUGAUGUUAUUUCAAAAAUGAGAGAUUACAUAAUAAAAAACAUGAUUACCACAAGUGCUGGAGAAAUUUACAUUGAGAACAAAGGCUUAACGUCACUCACAUUACUUAGUUUAUGGAAAACAAGAAAUGAAGGAGACAACCCUGACAAAUGGCAUUGCAGGGAGCUAUCAAAAACGUUAGGAAUUUAUCCUCCCCCGGAAGAACCCUUGUUUCAUCUGACUUCUCGUUUGAUGCGACUACAGGGGGCUGCAUUCUUGGAUGUCGGAUCGCCGCAAUUCAGCUGUCAAAAACCUGAUCCAGUGCCCAAAGGUUACAUUCCUUCAUGUAAACCGCACAAGCCGUGGACUUGCAAGCCAAAGGUUCCAAAGUAACACGAUCGCAGAAUAAAUGAAGCUAACUUCGAACAAAGUUUGAAAUUGAAAUAUAUCGUUUUCUCUUUACGUUACGGAUUCUCAUCGGUUUUAUCAUAACAAAGCUAGUUAAAUGUCACCCUCCUAAAGCUUUAAGACUUCCCGAUUAUCUAUUAUUACAUUCCAAACAAAAUAUGGCAUAUUUUAACAUUGACAUAUGUGUAUCAGUGAAUAAUAUUCAAUGAAAACUCACGGUAAAUGA